AUGGAGACCGUCAUGGCAUUCGCUCCAAAGACUGCCGGCCAGUCUCGUGCCUCGCGCCGCAAGGUCAAGACGGGCUGUGCUACGUGCCGAACGCGCAAAGUCAAAUGCGACGAGGGCCGGCCAGCGUGCCAAAAGUGUGUGUCGACAGGGCGCACUUGUGAUGGGUAUGCCUCGCCGUUUCGCGCCUGGGCCGGCGAGCACCAGAGCGAGCCCCCAAAGGGGAUGGCGCAAACGGCGCCGCCUGCACUCGUGGUCAAGGCACCGAUCGCUCUGACGGUGUCUGACGGUCCAUCGGACGGCACCUCGGACGACAUCGCGCCGGACCUGGACACGACGGCUUCGGAUAUAACUGCCGCCGACAUUGAUGCCCUGCAGCGCUGCUUCUCCACUAAGACGCUCUUCCCCACCGUCACGCUGUCCUGCGACGACGAGGCCCGACAGAUCCUGCAGGCGAGCAAGACCGACCCCGCGGUGCGGCACGCCGUGUCGUCGCUGCGGGCCUUGCGCGCGGACUUGGAGGCGGCGGCACAGGCAUCCUCGGAGAGGGCGGGCUCCGCACAGUCCACACUGCUAGCCCAAGCCACCUCGGCGUACGCGGUGGCCCCAGGCACCACGCCCAGCCGCGACUACGGAUUGCAGCAGUACUGCUUGGCCCUGGGCGGGCUGGCCUCACAUCUGUCUUUGUCAUCCGCAAGCUUGGGCCCAACACCUAGCGUCCGCUCUGCGCUGCUCUGCUGCCAAAUCUUUAUCAGCAUCGAGCAGAUGCGCGGAGACCUUGCCGCCAUGGCACAGCACAUUGUGCAGGGCUUGCGCAUUUUGUAUGAGCACCAGCAUCCAAACGCCGCCCACGCCCGUCCCCGUGCCUGUAAAGACGACGACGCCCAAGACCUCCCGGCGCUGGAUGUCUUUGUGAUCAAACUGUUUGCGGCGCCGUGCAAAUUCGCCGACAUUACAUUUGAGACGCCCUCGAGUCCCGGCACGACACCGUCGUCGGCCAGCACGGACGGCAGCGAGAGCGGUGGCUCCGCCAGCAGCUGGCGACUGCGUCCGCUGGCCCCCGACCUGAGCGCGGAGCUGAUUCGCCUCGCCCUGGAGUCGCUCUCGUUCCUGGCCGGCGUCAGGGCGGGGGCACCCGUCUCUAGUCUUUCGUCGAAGAAAGAGUAUCUGCUGCGAUCCCUCGCGACGUGGCACGCCAGACUGCAGCGUGAGCAGCUCACCACGGCCCGCGCAGAGCUGCUGUCGAUCCUCUUCCUGCGGUUCUUCCACCAGACGGUACGCGUGGUCAUUCUCAGUGCAUCGAGGGACGUCCCGGAUGGCGCAGGCCUCGGAUAUACAGAAGGCAGUCGCUCGGAGAUACUGGAUGACGAGUACAGGCAAUUACAAAGCAUUGCCAGCAUCGUCGGCGAACGCGUGCGUGCUGAUGGGCGUCAGGGCGGUGAUUGGUAA
This is a messenger RNA of Sporothrix brasiliensis 5110, 1446 nucleotides long. RefSeq lists its product as uncharacterized. The record is from RefSeq and is a predicted model, not a curated record. Gene Ontology annotation, biological process: regulation of DNA-templated transcription. The transcript has 2 exons. Gene Ontology annotation, molecular function: zinc ion binding; DNA-binding transcription factor activity, RNA polymerase II-specific. NCBI's taxonomy places the organism in Eukaryota, Fungi, Ascomycota, Sordariomycetes, Ophiostomatales, Ophiostomataceae. The coding region runs from base 1 to 1446 and encodes 481 amino acids.